This is a messenger RNA of Trichoderma reesei QM6a, 1829 nucleotides long. RefSeq lists its product as uncharacterized. Bases 441 to 1829 code for a protein of 462 amino acids. NCBI's taxonomy places the organism in Eukaryota, Fungi, Ascomycota, Sordariomycetes, Hypocreales, Hypocreaceae. The record is from RefSeq and is a predicted model, not a curated record. The transcript is spliced from 2 exons.
GUCUCGACACAGAGCCCGGCAUCUCUUUGCUGCUUGCUUGCUUGCUUGCUUGCUUGCUGCAUCGCUGAGGCGAUUGAGUCCUUGUCACGCUUUUCUUCUGCCCUUCCACCACCCCUGCGCCCUCGCUUCCUCAGCGCUGCAGAGCCCUUUGUGGUGAUUCCCUUUCCUUCUUCUUCUCUCUUCGUUUCUCUCUUCUCUCUUCUCCCUCCGCUUGCUUUCAGUUUGCGCUUCUGGCGUUUUCUGUUUUUCUGACUUUCCUCGGCGGUUUUUCUUCAUGGCAGCCGAGAGGUGAAUCCAGGUUGUACUUGAGCAGGAUCUUGCAUUGCGCCGGCUGUCCAGCGGAGACGUAUCGCAGCUUUGACCACGCCCAGCCAAUACUCAACUCCCGUUACCCGCUUGCUGGCAGCCCGAACUGGUGCUUCUGGAGCAUAUGCUGCCCGAUGGCCUUCUGGGUGGUUGGCGGGGGAAAUCCGCUUGGUGACGCUGCCUCAUCUAGUCGAGGUCAGGUGGCGGCUUACAUCAAGGGCGAGGCCCUGGGGUCCAAUGGCAAGCGGAGGAUCUUUGCAGAUGGCAGCGCGUCUGCCUGCAGCGAGGCGGGCUGCUACGGCAUCACCAAGAGGCCGCGGCUGGACGACUGGGGGCGCGUCAUUGGCUUCCACGGCAAGGGCCAUCAUGCGGCCGGCUGCGAGCACGAGCGUUCCGGCCUUGUGAGCCCUGCUGCCGCCGCUGCCGAGGCCGAGGCCGCCUCGAUCCACGUCAAGAACCUCGCCUUUCUCGUCAUCCGCGAGCGGGAGCCCUCUCCGCCUGCGACGCCGCCCCCACAGAAGGGCCUGUCUCCGGACCUCCGCCCCGGGUUCCAUGGCCUCGCCCCGUCCUAUGCCCCGGCCCCGAUGGAACGCACCCAAUCGGGCCUCUCCAUCUCGUCCGACACGUCUGCCGUCGACGCCCGCGACAGUGACCUCGAGCCGCUGCUGAGUGAUCUCGCCGCGGCCCGGCUGGUGCGGCGACAUGUGGCCAACAACUGUCGAUGGAAGCACCGCGACUCGCAGCACGGCCGCAUCCUCAAGGCCCUCAUCAACCCCAAGUCGCGAGAGGCCGACUUCCCCCUCGACAACGACGCCCUCCGCAGCAUCUUCUCGGCCGCCAACGAGCUCUUCUUCGCCAACAAGCUGACGCAGAGGGUCACCUGGGACUGGAGCCACCCGGCCAGCGCGCAGUACGAGAGCCACAUUGUCGGCACCACGGCCCUGCGCCGGAGUGUUCGUCUGGGCGGCUAUGAGACGCUCAUUGUGCUGUCGUCACCCAUUCUCAAGGACACAAAGUACAACCGCCGGCUUCUCAUCUCCACGUUCUUGCACGAGAUGAUCCACAGCUUUCUCUUCAUCACGUGUGGCAUCAAGGCUCGAUACCAAGGUGGCCAUACGGAAGGCUUUCGGCAGAUUGCCGAGAUCAUCGAUGACUGGGUUGGGGCUGAGCACCUUCGGCUGCGGGACAUGGAGGCCGAUCUCGAGCGCUUCAUCGAUGACGACGGGCCUCCUUCCACGGCUAUUCGAGCUUCUAUAGAGGGCGGGUUUUCCCAUUCGAACCAUUAUUACUACGGCAGCAAUGGCAAUGGCAAUGGCAAUGGCAACAACCACAUCCACCACAGCCAUAGCCACAACCCUCGCACGACAUGGCCCAUCUCCGAGUGGCAGCACGCUGAGAACCACGACUAUCGACUCAUUGAAGCGCCGCAGCCCUACACACGAUAUCCGAGCAACUACGAUGAGUGGGAGUGGCAUGACAGGGAGGGCUUCCCAGCUCAAACCGCCCACUUAUAUCAUCAUUAA